Molecule: messenger RNA, 2521 nt
Organism: Cladophialophora immunda
Lineage: Eukaryota; Fungi; Ascomycota; Eurotiomycetes; Chaetothyriales; Herpotrichiellaceae
Exons: 1
Coding region: 132-2402 (756 amino acids)
Biological process (GO): attachment of mitotic spindle microtubules to kinetochore
Cellular component (GO): Ndc80 complex
Source: RefSeq, a predicted model, not a curated record
CGACCAUCCCUCGCCAUUCUGCGACCACAUUGAAAAACGUUGCCAAAUCAAGAUACCGAACACACAACUACUUAGAUGCUGUGUCAUCCCUUGCGCACUCGAACAUCCACGACCCCGGACAUUCAAUCACCAUGUCGCAACCCACGGGCUUGUUCAGCGUACGUCGACCUAGGGAGACCUUGGGUAAUAUCACGAACUUCUCAGGAAUUCCUCAACCCGCGUCUGCGAUCAAGCGCACCUCUUCGAACACCGAACUGCGAAAUGCGCCGUACACCGCGUCUCAUGUGCGAUCCACCUCGAUAAACCAGAGCAUUCAGCGCCCUGCGCAACCCAUAUUUCAUCGUUCCUCGUCUGGCGGCAAUUUGGCAGAUAUGGGCAUAUCAACGGCUCGGCGAUCGGUGUCGAACAAUAUAUUUGGGAGCACACACACAGGGAGACAGAGUCUAGCGCCCAACCAACUAUUUGGGUCCCAGACACCGGCAUCACAGGGUUUGCAGAGAAGAAGUAGUAUCUUUUCUCGUCCUUCCGGUCAUGGAACCACGGCACACCAGUCGCUGUUCUCACAACCACCCGUACCGGCGGGUGCACCCAAAGACCCAAGGCCAUUGAGAGAUUCGUCGUAUAGGGCACGACUAAGCCAGGAGUUACUCGACUAUCUGACGCAGAACAACUUUGAGCUGGAGAUGAAACAUUCAUUGACUCAGAACUCGGUCAAAUCACCGACACAAAAGGACUUUACAUUCAUGUUUCAAUGGCUGUAUCGUCGCAUUGAUCCAGGUUACAAAUUCCAGAAGAGCAUCGAUACUGAGGUUCCUCCCAUCAUGAAACAGCUGAGAUAUCCUUAUGAAAGAGACAUUACGAAGUCACACCUGGUCGCGGUGGGCGGGCAAAACUGGCCUCGCUUUUUGGGUUUGCUGCACUGGAUGAUGCAACUCGCCCAGAUGCUGGACAAUUUUACGCGCGGUGCUUACGACGAUGCGUGUACCGAAGCUGGUGUUGAUAUCGCCAGCGAUCGUAUUGUGUUCAGAUUCUUGUUCGGGGCUUACCAAGACUGGCUGCAGAUGGGCCCAGAGGAUGAUGAAGAAAGUGAAGAAGCUGCCCUUCAACCACAUAUUCAGGCAAUGACAGAUGAGUUUGAGCGAAUCAAUGCCAAACAUGCUGAGGAGCUAAAACUAUACGAGGCGGAGCACGAAGCGCUACAAGCACAAAUCGAUGAAUUCGAGCGUAACGCGCCCGACAUUGCCAAACUGGACAAGCACUUUAAGAUCUUGGAAGACGACAAGAAAAAGUUCGAGGAAUACAACGCCAAUGUCCAGGCAAAGAUUGAAAAGUACGAUUCAAGGAUCAAAAUCCUCGACGCCGAAAUGCAAAAGGUCGAGGCAGACCUGGAGGUCGUGGAGCAAGAACGACAGAAUUUGCAGCACUCGGUCGAUCGACAGGGAUUGAAUAUCCAAGACAUUGAUCGAAUGAACACGGAGCGGGAAAGACUGGCGAAGAGCCAUGAAGACGCCCUGGUUGCCUUGGACGAAAUCAAUAAGAGGGUCCUCGAGAAGGAAGUCGAAACGGGCCGUAAACUGGAAGAACUCGAGGCAAUUGUCAAACGGUACAAUUCCUUGGGCUACCAGAUGUCCCUGAUUCCUUCAUCGGCGGUCAAUGCGAAGGGUGUAGAUUACGAGCUCUCGCUCAACUUGUCGGAGCCGAAUUUCUCCUCUUCGACAUCCCAGUCACGGCGAAGUCGUGCCUCGCCCAUCGAAUCUGACCGCCUUCUCGCCGACCAAAACGUCGGGUACUCGCCCGUGCAUCUUAUCAAUCUGGACCUCCGCGGCAUGGUGCGCAACGCAUUCAUCUCGCUCCGGAAAGAGAUCAACGAGCGCCGGAAAGCCGCGGCGGAAUCAGACCUUAACGCGCGCGACUUCCUCGACAACAUAUCGGAGGCUCUGCACGAGAAGAACACAGAGAUAGAUAAUCUGAACUAUCGGGUGCAGGAGGCCUCGCGCCAAUAUUCGACGUUGAAAGAGAAUGGCCAAACGGCGCAUACGCAGCAGACCUCGGCGAUCGAAAAACUGGAGAAGGAACUCAGCCGAAUGAGAGAAGGGUUGGAAAAGGGGUCACUGGAGCUCGAGCAGCGCGAGAUGGAGGUCCAGCUGGCGUACGAAGGCAUGCGCGAGGAAAGCGCCAGGGUGCGAGAGGAAUUGCACGGUGGAAUCGAGAAGCUUCUAGAGGACGUCAUCCGAUUCAAGGUCCACGUGCAAAAGGGCCUAGAGGAGUUCGAGGGCUGGGUGGGCGAAGAGGUCGAGCUGGAGUUGUUGGGUGAUGAGAUGGGCGAGCUUGGGCUGGAGGACAAACAUGGGGGGGAGGAGGAUGAACACAUUGGUGGCAAGGUGGACGAGGAUGUGUUUUGAUUUCGAAGUAUUGUCUUAUGCGGCGUCCUGGGAGCUUCCUUUUCUUCCAUCUUGCUUGACGAACGAUAAAUACCAUACAUACGUGGAAAUUGGAUAUGAGAUAUGCAUGUCACCAAAAA